AUGCCACCUCACUCUGCAAAUCACAUCCUCCCACCGCAGUACCAAGAUCAUUCCCAUGCACCUGUUCAAGAUGGCCGUGCCCCAGUUCCAAGCCAACUCAACCAUUCAGCCAUGCUCAGCACUGGUACUAGCGUCGCGACUGUAGAGAGCUUUGAAAAUGCUGCUGUCAAUAUGACUACGAAAAACUGGGGAAAGUGGCUAGCCCUCAAGGGGCCCAACUGCUGGAAUCUCUACCUCAAGAAUCCGGAAGCUCAUGCUAUAUUCCGAGAAACUAAUGGGAUUGAUCAUGAGUCGGCCAUGCCUUUCUUCCGAGUGUCUUUGGCGGACCCCCUCAAUGAUGGACUGACUGCUGAGGAACGUGCCCUGGAUGACAAUGACUCGGAUGAAUCCCCACCGGCUGACCAGACCCCUGGCACUAAUGGAGGUCAAAAUGUUCGCAGAGAGGCUUCGUUCAAGAACAAUUAUGCAUUUGUCCAGUCUUAUGUGAACAAUUUUGUUAAAAAGUCCACUCACAUUGCUGCAAGUCGCAAUGUUGAGUUCGCCAUCUUUGCAGUUUCAAAGCACCUCGGUCCAAGCAUGUUCCAGAUCUCGCAAAGUACCCCUGGUGCAGGCACUGCAUUGGAUUAUACCCAGGAUGUUGAUGCCAAACAACAUUAUGCAGCUCGCCUCCAGUCUCACCGGGUGUAG
Puccinia triticina is the source of this 687-nucleotide messenger RNA. RefSeq lists its product as uncharacterized. The coding region runs from base 1 to 687 and encodes 228 amino acids. The transcript has 5 exons. NCBI's taxonomy places the organism in Eukaryota, Fungi, Basidiomycota, Pucciniomycetes, Pucciniales, Pucciniaceae. The record is from RefSeq and is a predicted model, not a curated record.